AUGUUCGACAAGACAUAUGCCGGAGACGGCGAGGCGGCCGAUUGGUCUCUCGAUAAGGACAUGGAGAAGAAAUUCGACCCGAAGCAAUUGGAGCCCUUUGGAAAUGAGGAGACGGCCGAGAUCAAAUAUCGGACUAUGAAAUGGUGGCAUUGCGGAAUGCUCAUGAUCGCAGAGAAUGUCUCUGUUGGUAUCCUUUCUCUGCCUUCGGCUGUGGCUACUUUGGGAAUGGUUCCCGCUGCUAUCAUGAUCUUGUUUAUCUCCGCGCUCUCAUGGUAUACUGGCUAUGUCAUUGGACAAUUCAAGCUUCGUCAUCCUGAGGUACACAGUAUGGGAGAUGCCGGCGAGAUCUUGAUGGGCCCUUUCGGCCGUGAGCUACUGGGAAUCGGCCAGCUGCUGCUACUUAUCUUCCUUAUGGCAAGCAACAUCCUGAUGUUUAACAUUCUCAUGAACGUGCUCACAGACCACGGUACCUGCACGUUGGUAUUUGGUGUCGUUGGUCUGAUUAUCUGCUUUUUGGGUGCCUUACCUCGUACAAUGGACAAGGUCUACUGGAUGUCCGUUAUUUGUGAGUGGAAUCAAGACUGUAACGAUAUGCUCGAAGAACGAUCAACUGACCAGGGUCAAGCAUUCUUGAGUGUCUUUAUAGCAACAGUGUUGACCAUGAUCACCGUGGGAGUGGAGAGCAAGGGACCUGUCCCGAACCAAGUCACCACGGAGGUCAGCUUCCGCGAAGGCUUUUUGGCUGUGACCAACAUCAUUUUCGCUUACCUUGCCCACGUCGCGUACUUCGGCUUCAUGUCUGAGACAGAAGACCCACGCACAUUCAACAAAUCACUCGCCAUGCUCCAGAUCGUCGACACAGUGCUGUAUCUUGUCAGCGCUCUGCUCAUCUACCACUACGUGGGGCCUGAGGUCCAGUCACCGGCCAUUCUGUCUAUGAGUCCUGUGAUGAGGAAGAUUGCUUGGGGCAUAUCAAUCCCAACGACAAUCCUCUCCGGAGUUGUCCUCGGCCAUGUCGCAUGCAAAUAUAUCUACGUGCGGCUUUUCCGUGGAUCCGACAAGAUGCACAGCCGAAGCUUCCUGUCGAUUGGUUCCUGGGUCGCCAUCUGUCUUGCAGUCUGGGUCGUGGCCUGGGUUGUGGCCGAGUCGAUCCCUGUAUUCAAUGACCUGCUCAGUUUGAUUAGUGCGUUGUUUGGAAGUUGGUUUAGCUUCGGACUCCCUGCAAUUUUCUGGUUCUACAUGAACAAAGGCCGAUACUUCCAGAACUGGAAGAAGGCCGUCUUGACGAUAACCAAUGUGCUUGUCUUCCUUAUUUCUUGUGCCAUUUGCGGAUUGGGAUUAUGGGUGUCAGGAGUUGCAAUUCACGAAGACUCCAGCUCCCGAAGCUGGUCUUGUGCCAACACUGCAUGA
This is a messenger RNA of Penicillium bovifimosum, 1410 nucleotides long. RefSeq lists its product as uncharacterized. Gene Ontology annotation, biological process: amino acid transmembrane transport. The transcript is spliced from 9 exons. The record is from RefSeq and is a predicted model, not a curated record. The coding region runs from base 1 to 1410 and encodes 469 amino acids. Gene Ontology annotation, molecular function: amino acid transmembrane transporter activity. Gene Ontology annotation, cellular component: vacuolar membrane. NCBI's taxonomy places the organism in Eukaryota, Fungi, Ascomycota, Eurotiomycetes, Eurotiales, Aspergillaceae.